Molecule: messenger RNA, 28600 nt
Organism: Lymnaea stagnalis (great pond snail)
Lineage: Eukaryota; Metazoa; Mollusca; Gastropoda; Lymnaeidae
Source: the annotation of a GenBank genome assembly
ACUUUUCAAAAUGGCUACCCUGGCAAACCUUCGUGUUAUGACGUGCCUCUGCAAAUAGCAGCCUUCUUCUACACUGACCUUGGAUAACAGUUAAACUUAAAUUGUGCUAAAUAUUAAAAAGGCUCUUUCGAACGUAUUAUUGUUUUGCUACAUUAAGCCUGUGAAACGUUAAAGGUUGUCACUUGGUCACUGUAGAUAAGGAAAGUUUAGUCCUGCUUUAAAGGAAAAGUUGCAGAUUGGCUCUGGCUCUGGGAAAAGUUCGUUUUGUUAAAUUGCAUCGUUGGAACAAAAUCAGCUGGAUGGGGGGUUUCCCCUUUUGUUUCCUAUGGUGCCUCCUAGAAGAGCAUUUAUGAAGGAAAUGAAUGCCGACGAGUUGACCUCUGGCUAUAAAGCCACAACAAAUUGUGAUUUAAACAAUGGUAGGCCUAAUUAAUCAACUACUACUAAUUUACUUAUAUUGGCAAUGGCCUUCUAAGCUAAUCAAUCACUUUGGAGACUCUAACUUUAAAUUUAACUUAACUCAGUUUUAUAGUCUUACUCUUACUUCUUAUUUCUUAUUCUUAGUAACUGAUGUUUAUGCCUGGCAGCUAGUGUGGGCUGGUGUGUUAAUAUUACUUAUGCCUAUUAUUUACACUAGUCCAAACUAAAUCACCAUAUUUUAUUAUUUAAUUUUUAAUAAUUUAUUAUAUUAAUAUUAUAUUUAAUAUUUAUUAAGAAAGUGUCUAAAUUAACUACCAAUAGCCAAUAGCUUCUGACUAGGGAGCUAUUCGUAGUAAAUUAUCAACAGCAUCUAGAGAGCCAUUGACUAUUGGUAGUCCGGCUAAUCCUAGUUACGACUGCCACGACUUUUUCCAGGGAGUGACUUCCCUUUUUUUAUUUUUACUAAAUUAUUUUAGGGAUUGAUUUUAUGGUUCAGGUUAGGCAUAGGGAUCGGUUUAUGGUUCAGGUUAGGCAUAGGGAUCGAUUUAGGGUUCAGGUUAGGCAUAGAUAGGGAUAGAUGACUUAAUGUUACGUGUUAACCAAGAUGGCGCCAUUGAGAAAAUAGUGGCAAUCGUAGUCAAAAUUUACAGGUAGUCAAGCCAAUCAAACUAAAACCAGAACUUUAAACCCCGCUUUCAGUCACGGUAGCGAAGUAAUGCCCUGUUCAUUUGGUACUAGUGACCUCGGCUUGAUAAUAAAUCCUGAAAUAAUUUAAGCUUUAAAUUGCUAUUUUGAUACUUUUGAAGAUUUAUAAAAUGCCAUAAAAAAAAUGCUGUCUUUAUACUUUAUAAAAAAAGAGAGUGACCAUUUACCAAAAAUAGCUAUGGUUAUAGAAUUAUAAUUUAUAAUACAGACCUAAUAUAGAUUAUAACAAAUAGAUGUAUAAUACUGGGGGAAGGGUAUCAUUGUCAUAGUCUGAAAAAAUUAUACCUUGUUUCAAUUUUGACAAAGUAUUAUGUGCAAAUCUGAAAAAUAAAUUCCAGUUAAGACUGAGAAAUAAUUUUAUUGUAAAACUUUAGUGUGUGCUAAUUAAUAUGAUUAAAAUCAUAUAUUAAAAUAUAGGCAUAAAUAUUUAUAAUUACCAUAAUAAUUGUUUUACUACAUACAAAUGUGCAUAUUAAAAAAGUCUUGUUACUUUAGUUAAAUGAGUAGUAUAAUAACGUGAUUAGGCUUAAACUUAAACAUGACAACAGAAGCUUUGGCCAAUCUCUGCUUAGGAUUCCCCCCCCCCACCCCCCCCAAUUGAAUUUCUGGUGGGAGAUAAGCCUACUGAGUAUUAUUUACACAAUUGACAAUUGAGCGCUCCGUUAACUUAUAACGGCAUUGAUAUUUUUAAGUACAAUUCAAAAAUUUCAUUUGGACAAUUUGGUUAAUUGUUCAUCUUUAAUAUUAAUUUAACGUCUAAGAAUCGCUAUUUACAAUUUUUUUUUAAAAGCUAUACUAGAUCAAUUUUUUUAACAGCUCAGAAUCCAAUUAAAAAAUAAGCAGCAAUACAUAAAAUAUAUUCAAACAACGGAAAAUAAGCUUAUUAUCUCUUGUAAAUCUGGUUUGGAGUUAAUUUGUGAGACCAGACACAAAAAAUAUAUUUUUUAAGUGCACCACGACCUGACAGCUGUCUUAAACAUUGGCACAUGUUUUUUGGCAAGUUGUUUUAUUGGUGACACAAAAAGUAGAAAUUUCACAUACCUACUUACGAGUAAUUUCAGAGAUGUAAUUAAGAAAAUAAUGACUACCAAUACUUAGUCAAUACUGCACUAGGUCAUUCUAUCACAAUUAGUAGUUUUUGAUAUUAAACUACCAAUAGCCGCUACUGGUAGUAAGUUAUGGGUAGUUUACUACCAAUAGCCGUAGCCUUUAUUAAUGACUAAUAAUAAUGAUGCUUAAAUUUUUUAUGUCUGGAUUAUCAUCCUCUACAUUGUAUUGUACUUGAAUGACACUACCACCAUCCAUUUAAUGAUGAUCCAUUUUAUAUGCAAUGUAUGUCUAUCCCUAUACUAAACUCUUUCUUUUUAUUCCUGCUUUAAAGCCCUGUUAUCCUAGGGAUGUCAAUACUUUUUUCUGCUAACUGGUUAUCAGUUUAAGGAAUCGGGUUAUCAAAUUUUUUUUCCAAAGGUCAGACUCACUUUCAAGAUUGAAAGAAUCAGAUGAAAUAUAUUUUUAGAACAGUCAAAGCACAUCUCAUACUCAUUGAUAAAGUUUGGUACCAGCACUUUUAAUCAAUGAACAAAUGACUACAUAUUGUUGUACAAUGCGAUUUGUACUUACCCAAAAGUGUGAAUUGAUAUAUACAGUAGAUUAUAUGCCUGUAAAGUCAAGUUGACCAUGUAUUUCAUUCCAAGGUGCAGUUAUCUAUUUUUAGAAACUUUUCAAAAUGGCUACAAUCAAGUGCCUAUCUUAUAUAGUAUACUCUACGUUUAUAAAUUUUUGAAGUAUUUUAUUUUUCCAUUAUUAUUAAAAGUCUGUAUUAAAAAAAAAAUCAUCCUUAUACUAUUCCAAUGCCAUAUAAAUAUAACACAUAUUAUAGGGAAACUUGAAAGAUCGCAAUGCUUAACAAUGGAUGUUUCGACUAGAAAUCCUUUAACAGCAAACAAAGAGGGACAAUAGAAAUAUUAACUUAGCCAAUGAUAGAAAACAGGAACCAUAUUGAAUCGAUUCGGGUUUUCCUGUCCUCUAUGUGUGCUAUAUAUCAUAUUGCUCUAACCUGAAUACAGUCCUCCCAUAUUACACUUAUACUAUACCUAAUAGGCCUAUAUAGUCAUAAACUAUAGUAAUCUUACAGUCAUUACUGUGUAAUAUACAACAUCAAUGACAUGUUUUAAAAAAAAAUGAUAUUCUUAAACAGAAAAACUAAGUAACUAAGCUCUGUCUUUUGCUUCAGUGCAGGGUUUCUCAACCUCCAGGGUAUGUGGGUAUCAUAUCAGGGAGUGCAAAGAAAGGAGAUUUAAGAACAGAGGAGAUAUUAGCUUUUAAGUUAUGAUUUAACUUUUGUAUGUUUUUAAACAUUCUUUAUUGUCAAAAGUUAAUUUUCUAAGCUCUACAUUUCUAUUGCAAUUCUGUAGAUAAAUUAGAAUUCCAUUAUUUUCAUAUUUUAAAUUGCACUGUACUUUUUGUAGUGGGUACGAGAUUUAGUAAAAAAUUCUGAUGAGGUGCUAGAGUAUUUAAAUAAUUUGUAAGAGGUGUGGAGCAUAGACAAGCUUGGGCAACACUGCUUUAGAAUAUAUGUUAAUUUCUUCCUUUGAAUACAAUAAAUAGUUGAAUUUUACUUCAUGGGACCUAUAUCAUAUUAAGUAAUACUGUGGGACCUGAUACAGUGUACUUAAUCCUCGCUGCCAGGCUUGAGGUACCCAGAAAAGCUGAGUUUCUGCACACCCCACACGUAGCUGGACGGGGUAAUUAAACAGAACAGUAAAAUGUGCAUUUUUUUCUUUUUGAAUUUUCAUUGUGAAAUUUAAAAUUUAAAUAUUAUUUACAUCGACGAGAGUAGUUUCUGAUUUUUACUUCUCUCUGAAUACUCUACAACUACAUAAAAUAAAAACUAUGAUGUAAAUGUCGGAAGCUGAUUUAGUAUAAAUAUUUUGGGAAAAUUAUAUUAUAAAGCCAGACCUGCCAACUCUUCUGAUUUUGUCGGAAUUAUACAUAUUUUUUACCCCUCAUUCCGACCUUUCAACAAACCCCUUAAAAUUCCGAUUAUUCGAACUUUAUUAUUCUUCACCCGUCUUAAAAAUCUGAAAGCGACAAAAAAAAAAAUCGGGUUAAGACUGGGAGUGGUGCAUUUGUUUUUACAAAAUGUCUUCUUCGUGUCUGGUGACUGGACGAAAAAGUGAUUUAAUUCUUGAGAUAUUCUUCCGGCUAUAUAUAUUCGACCAACUCACAUGACCACAGUAACAAAGUUGUGCGAGAUAUUUGUUUGUCAGCCUUAAAGCUAUUUGUGUUUUGAAACCGUCAACUGUAUGAUGCUUUGUGAUCGCUGCUAGUUCUAUAAAUGCACUUUUCAUUUGUCCCCAUUGGGUGAACAAAUCAUAUAAACUGUGAAGAUAACCCUUUUUUUUUGUUGGUCAAUAUACCCAGACCGGGUGUAAAAAAAACUGGUCGGAGCUCUACUCUCCUCAGCGAAGUGUGUGGUGUGAAAUGUACCAUAGCCUUUAGUGGUAUAUAGCAUUAUAUGGAUACAGGCUGUGUAGGAUUAGUUUUUAAAGACUGUUUUGGGUAUUUAUGAUAAAUGCAGAUGGGAAACUGAGAUUCAUGGUAACAAAAAAAGUUAUACAGGGAAGUUGUUGUACAAUGCACCAGUGUAUUUUAGAUUAAAGGUAUUAUAACUUUUUAAUAUACAAUGACUCACAAAUUUAAUAUAUAAUUAAUAAUAAUAUACGUCUAUCACAAGGUAUUUCUGAUCAUGUAAGGAAAUAAUAGAUGACAAUUUAAAAAAAUCAUACGUCCAAUGCUUAGCAGGAUGCAAAAUAUGCCUUAAAAGCGCUGUAUGUGGUCAUCAGGCAGCCCUGGAAAACGCUUUUCUUUUAAGUUUCAAGUAAUUUGAAAAUUUUCUGAUAUUGAUUUUUAUUAGAUUUGAUUGUAAUAUUCAACUUUGGUGAAAGCAAUAUAAUCACGACACCGUAUCCGGAAAUUUCGUCGACGGUAAAUUGGUCGACGGUAAUAUGAUCGAACGGAAAUUUGGUCAAAUCUUAUUUUCUAUUUUUACGUUACAGUUUUGCAUCAAAUUUCGUUUUGGACGAAUUAUUUUGUUUUACUAAAUAGUAUAGUGCGUUCAAAAAGAAAUUUGACGAAAAUUUUAACGUGCGAACGGAAAAAAAAGAUUCGACCAAAGUUCCGUUCGAUCAAAUUACUGUCGAUCAAUUUACCGUCGACGAAAUUUCUUUCGAUCAAAUUUCCGGUAACCUCACGACACAGAUAUCGUAUUAACUAGAUUUGGCACAUAUCAGUAUUGUUACAGGGAUUAAUACUCAAUAGAAAAUGUUAUUUAGGGCCAUAGUAUAUGUAUAAUUUUGACAAGGUAACAUUGAUCAAAACCUUAUUCUCAGACUAUUAGUAGUGAUGUUAUGAAAGAAUUUACAUUUUUAAAAUUAAUGAUUUAUUUUAAUGGCUCCUUGUUUUAACUUGUAUCAUCCAACUAACAUUUUCAUAUGAUAGAAAGUAUAGAAAGAUUAUUAACUGAAGCAUUGUAAUUUAGUUUUAGAAAACCAUUGAUUUUAAAGCUUUAAUAAAAGAUUACAUAGUUUAAAAGAUGAUCUGUUGUAAUUAUUUUUAGCAGGGCCUGAUUGCUCUCAUUGCUUAAUAUUAUGUAGUAAUCAUCUGCUUGGUGGAUUUUGUCCCUUUGGUUCAGAAUAGGCGGUCAGUAUUGGUCGCCAAGGAGACCAACCUGUUCCACACCUUUGUCUUAUUAGUGAAUUUCACUGACCUUUGCUUUGAGUAUCAAAUUUUACAAUUAUUAAGUUGAUUAAUUGUGUAUCAUAGAAAAUGACAUGAAUAACUCUGUAUUGCUUCUUAAUUCAGGAUUAAUGAUGCACCACACGCAUUCCCAUUGUGAUUAUUUGGAAGAGUUAUAGCAAGAUGUCUUAAUUCUUAACUGAAAAUAUCAUAUUUUAACAAAAUUCACGAAAUUCAUUUUUUAAAUUUAGUUAUCUUUGAUGAGACAAUUGUCCUCUCACUCCGAAAAUCAUCAGUAAAUGAAUCUGGGAGGCAAAAUUAAUGCAAUGGAACAAAAUUUGGUUUCUAAAGUAGUUGAAAAAGUUUUUUGUAGUUUAAAAUAAAUAGUCAAUAUUUCAAAGAACCUUUACCCUAACACUUAUUAUUCCCAUUUGAAGUGUUUAGAUAAAGAAACUUUAUUAAAUGCUUUAAUUUUAAAGGAUAGUCAAAGAAAGCUAUUACAAAUUGAAUUUUUACUUUUGUCUUCUUAUUUUUAUUGAAGUUUAGUUAUAUAGCAGAUGAAAGAAACCAUUAAAUUUAGCCAUUGCCACCCGAUACAAACAAAGCCAUCGGGGAAUGCUAGCUGGGGCAUCACACAUCAAGUGGGCAAGCUAUUUUUUUGUGGCACCAGUCGUAAUAGAGCACAUGAAAGCAGUUGAGUGGGUAACUAUUUGUGUGGUGGUUCACUCAGUAUUUGGGCACCAGUGUCCCCCAGCAGCAUAUGAAAUCAAUAAAUUGACCAGUUCUCUUGCCUGAUGCUGGCUCUGUUGAUGUAACCGCCACACAUCAAAAGGCAGACUAUCUCUCCCUCCCAAUUUUUUUGUGCCCAUUUACACACACACUUUGCGACCCCCUUCGCUGUGUUGCUAUACAUCACAGAUAAGGUCUUGUUCAGGUCCUCGCUGCUCAUGCAUAUUAAUGGGAUCAGUGGGCCUGAUGUUACACAUCUGGUGGUACACGCUAUUAUUAGUUUAGCAUUGUGGCUGCCAGUUAUGGAAUUAAUGGAGCUCAACGCUCGGGUAAUUACAAGUCUUGAGACAUGGCCAGAAAAUAUUAUUAGAAAUAUAAAAAAAUGUAAAAAAAAAAAAAGCAACACAUCCUUUGCUCUUAGAGUAUAAAAGCAGCAUGCUUUAAUAUAAUUUUUUUUAGUGCUGAUGUGAGUAACUGGUGAAAUAACUUUUUUAUUCUGUGAGGCUUUAUAAGAAUAUGUUGAUGUAAUGUAUGUCUAAAAUAAAGUUUUGAUGUAAAAAUUUUAGUUUUAUAACUACUGUUUAAUAUUGUUUUUUGAAUUCAACAGGUGGUUAGUUCAGCCAGGCUGCUGGUGGCUUAAGCAAUUAUCUUGUUAGCUGUAAACUCACCAUAUGUGUUGCUAUUUAAAAAUUGAAUGAAUUUUCUUGUGAAUUGUAUUUGUAUGACAUUUGUAAUACUGUACUUGAAUUAAAAUAUCGAUUGUAUUUUUAAGGGCAUCAAAUGUUAAAAAUAUUGAAGCAAUUUUGAAAAGAAAAAUGGUUAUAAUUUUAUUGUGAAAAAUUUAUUUUUUGUCCUCAAAAUGUUUUCCCUUUCAAAACAAAUAAAGUAUAUUUUUUUGUGGAGACAAUUGACAAAAAACUGAAAUGUAAAAUAACUUUUAUUUGUGUCUGUAAUUACAGUUUGUAGUUUAAAAAAUUUUAUGACAUAGAGUUCAGUAAUGUUAUAUUGUAAGGUUUUAAGUAAUUUUAACUUACACAUUUUUUAAAUUGACCUGGUUUUCUUUUUUUUUUCCUCAGGAUGAAUUCCACCCAUUUAUUGAGGCCCUCUUGCCUCAUGUCAAGUCUUUCUCCUAUACAUGGUUCAAUCUUCAGGCUUCCAAACGGAAAUAUUUUAAGAAACAUGAAAAGAGAAUGUCAAUGGAAGAGGAGAGGAGGGUUAAAGAAGAAUUACAGGUAGCUGCCAAAUUAUAAUUACUGUACACAUGCUGUCUUUAAUCAUGUAUCAUAUUUCAUGCAGUUGUUGAAUCAUUUAGCUAAAUUAUUUAAAAAUGAAGUUUAACAUACCUUUUCUUGAGCAUACCUAAAAACUGACGAAUAUGUUUUAUUUUUAACACACAUUUAAAAGUAUAAAAUUUCUUUAUUGGAAUAACUAUUUAACUCUAAAAUUUGUACAUUUAAAUUUCUUGAUUACUAUUAUGUUUAUAUAAAUUCAUAAAAAUAAAUAAAGCUGAGCUGAUUAUGACUAAAAAAGUAAAGGCAACUUUUCAAAGAAGUUUAUUUUUUAAAUAUUAAUGUUCAACUCAAAUCUUUUAUCCUCACUUCUUCCCAAAGAAUGAAAAAGCAGAUGUAAAACAGAAGUGGGCGUCACGGCUCUUGGCUAAGUUACGCAAGGACAUUACACAGGAGUGUCGUGAGGAUUUUGUGCUCAGCAUUACACGCAAGCGAUCACCCAUCUGUGUACUUAGCAACCCUGACCAGAAAGGAAAAAUGAGGCGCAUAGAUUGCUUGCGACAAGCAGACAAAGUUUGGCGCUUGGACCUGGUCAUGGUAAUUUUAUUCAAGGCUAUCCCAUUGGAGUCAACUGAUGGUGAAAGACUGGAGAAGUCGCCAGACUGUCUCCACCCAAAUUUAUGUGUUAAUCCCCAUCACAUAAGUGUUUCGGUCAGGGAGCUGGAUCUCUACCUGGCCAAUUUUAUACACAGUUAUGGUGAGUACCUUACCUGCUAACCACUCAUAAUAGUUUUACAUGUCUGUUUUUAAAAAAUCAACUCAAUUUUAGAAAGUUAUCAGCAGUUUUAAAAUACAGUUUUAGCAAUUCAACUUUUAUGGUGUAAAGUUGGAAGAGGACUGUAUUCAAACUUUAGACCUAGUUACUCUUUUGACUUUGUCAUACAAUGUAGGAUUUUGAGAUGCUUUAUACCAUUGUAUGCUGAGACCUGUCAGAACUAUGAUUUUUUAGAGACUGGGCUGAAAAAAUAUAUUCUGGUAGUUUUUAUCGUUAAAAAAAACAAAAACAAACAAACCUUAUUAGCUCCUUUUUACAUCCGGCAGUAAAUGGACUGAGAAAUACAAUUUGUUGGGGACUAAUCUAUAAUUUUAUUACAUCUGCUUGGGGGGGGGGGGGUGUUAGUAUUGACAAAGUAUGGGUGCAUGGGGGGGGAUAAGUGAUAGGUUUCUAAAUAUUUUUAGGGACUAUAAAAUAAGACAGCCACUUUUUGUAAUGAGGGGACUAUGUUGAAGUUUAAUAAGAUUGGCUGGGGGGGGGGGGGUGUUAGUAUUGACAAAGUAUGGGUGCAUGGGAGGGGAUAAGUGAUAGGUGUCUAAAUAUUUUUAGAGACUAUAAAAUAAGACAGCCACUUUUUGUAAUGAUGGUGAUGAUCUUCAUAUUGUUUCUUAGUAUAUUCACAAUGAACUUGCUAGAUAUGGCAACAGUAAUAUUUAGCGUAGUCACACUAUUGACAAAUAUAGUCGACAUUUGCUUUUGUUUGUUUUGGUGUUGUAUGACAUCAGUUUGUGACAUAAUUAUUUCGUUCUUUAUUGAACUUCAGGCUCCUGUGUUUAAUGCAGGGGUGGCCAACUUGUGGCACGCCCUGUUAAAUAUCAUUGUCCACCAGAUGUAUCACAAAUAGACUUAUUUCUUUGUUCAAUUGGCAGUUAUUUUUAUUCUUGGCAUAAACUUACAUUUGAGAUAUAUCAACAUGUUUUGUGAUGGUUCGCACCAUUUGGGUGCACCCGCCCCUUUUUUUGGUCUGAUUUAAAUAAAAAAAUAUAUGACAUAAGCAUGGGCGCCUGCAGGAAGGGGCAAGGGGUGCACUUGCCCCCCCCCCCCCCCCCCCCCCCCCUGGAUUGAUUGGAUAAAAAAUUUGUAGACAAAAAUAGACACACAAUUUAUUAAAGUAAAGAGAAAAUAAAGAGAAAGUAAUUAAGCUGAUGUCCUGUCCGUUCAUUCACCAUACAAAUACACUACAGUAAAUUAAAACUAUAUUAAAACAUUACUAAAAAAUUUUUGCCCCCCGUGGAAAGUUAAUCGAUUUUUUUUUGCCCCCCAAAAAGAAAGUUUUUUGCGGGCGCCCAUGGACAUAAGUAAUAUCAAAUCUUAAAUAAAAAUUAUGAAACAAUUUUAAUAUUUAGUAAUUACUAAAAUAAAAAGUAUUUAUAUAAACACAGCUGGUAGAGGGAACUUAAAUUUCCACAAACAUUAGGAUUAAGUGUAGAAUGAUAAAAACCUAUAUUCAUGGAUACGCCAAAGUGCAUCCCUGCAUUUUGAAUUAAAACAAAAAUUUCUGGGAAUGGGGCUCAGCACCCUCCCCAAACCUGCUCAGCACACUCCCCAAAUCUCUCCCCCACUUUUGCUCAAGUAACUUUGGCAUAGGUCUUCAAUUUCUGCCUGCCCAUCCCAUUUAUGUCUAUCAAAGUGGCAAAGUUUGGGAAGUGACCUUUUUAGACAUGCAAGGCCAAUAGUUUAUGUAUAAAUUAGAGUGUAUGCUUAUUUCUCUACUCUUAUGACAUGGUAUUGUAUGAUUGUGAGUUGUUAAAGUACUAUUCUGAAACAAUAUUGCAUUAUUUUGGGAGUUCCAGGGUCAACAGGUCUGAAGCUUGUAUAAAAGCUUAAGCACAAUGUAUGUUAAGCAGGACAGAAGUAAUAAAAAUAAUUAUUAGCAGGAGACUCAAAAAUAGUAUUAAAAACUUUGUUGAAACACAACCCUCCACAACACCCAAUAAUAAAUAAAAUAAUUCACUUUAAUAAACAAACCAGUGUUAUCUAGCUUUAGGAAUGUAUCUUAUUAACUGUAAAGAAAUUUAAACAUUUUCAGUGAAAUAUAUAUGAAAAGGCACGGGGAUGAUAUCAAUUCAUAGAUGAUUGGAUAGAAAGGAACAUUACGAUUUUGAAAUUGUGUUUAUAGUAAAUAAACCAUUUCUUUUAAAGUCUGAGUUUUCUAUAAUUAAGGCUUUAAAAUAAGCACAAAAAAGGGAAACAACAGACACGACAUUAACCUUUAAAAUUGAAUACUCUUGCAUAAGUAUUUUAAUUAAAUCUUCAGGGUAUAUAAGGUUAUUGCCCCAGUUCUGUAAAUAUUCCCCUAGUGUUUCAUUUACAUAACAAAUUGUAACAUCUGGUUAAUGUGAUAUGAGGUGUGAUAUUUAAGGUGUCAGUUUUAUUGUGUGGAGUCUGAUAAUUUCUUUUAUUCUGGCUUUUUCUGAUACAAUACAGUGUUUGGCCUAGCACCAUUUUGUGCAUCAACAGACCCAGUCCACAAAAAAUUUGCAAUUUUUUUUUUUUUUUUUUACCUUAAUGAUAAAGGAGAACGUUUAGUUUUGCCGAGAGACUAUAAGCAUACUUGUCCUGUGUCUUUACAGACUGUGGCCCUGCAUCUUGAUAUAAUUAUGCGCAGCACGUAUUAUUAUUUAAUAACAAAAAAUUUGCAAUUUUUUUUUUUUUUUUACCUUAAUGAUAAAGGAGAACGUUUAGUUUUGCCGAGAGACUAUAAGCAUACUUGUCCUGUGUCUUUACAGACUGUGGCCCUGCAGCUUGAUAUAAUUAUGCGCAGCACGUAUUAUUAUUUAAUGCACCUACUUCAUUGUAUCCAUCAUAAUUUGCCCAACAUUAUCAUUUGACCCAUGGAUUGAGACUUAGUCAAAUUUCUGCCUAACAAAAUCUAAUUCCGUCAAAUUUAAAAACAAUUCCUUUCUCUUUUACUCUAAAUUAUUACCAUGCAACUUUUUUUUUUGUUUUUUUGGUAACAUUCUGAAUUGAUUUUUAGUAUUCUAUUGAAAUGAUAACUUCUUAAAACACUUAGCAAAUAUUUCCUGACUGCAUUCCAACUUAAUCUACACCAGAUGUUCCUAAACCCUGGUUCCAUGGACUUGUUAAAGCUGUUUGAAAAAUAUAUCUACCGUUGUCAUUAUUUGUCUAGACCUCGAUUGCUAACAACCAUUAAGGUUUAAGAGCUGCUAAUAAACUGUCUAAUUCAAGAUGUAGCAGAUUUAUCAACAUCCAAUUAGGGAGUUGGCUAAUUUACCAACAAUACUCACCACACAAAUUUCAAAUUAGGGAGUACCAAACAUACAUAAAUGUCCCAUUCUAUCCCUGUUGAUUAUUAAAAUAAAUUUUAUGUAGACUUUAGUGAGCAUCACCUGAACUGGUAUUAGUAGUUUAAUAUUAAUAAAAGUUAAUCAUAUGGGGAGUAUUUACAUAUUCCUUUGCAACAAUUUUUUUACUAUGGCACUAUGCAGGUGUCGUGGGAGGUUAUCAUUUGAGAAAGUGUAGACAAUUCACUGAUUACUGAAUGGCUAUAUGUCACUGGGUCACUUUGCAAAUGAGUACCUAACUUGUAAGCUCACUUAGCAAGCUUGAGAGCUGGAAGAUCUCUUGCCUCGAUCCUAUGACUGAUUUGAUCCAGUGUUAGUUAUGAUUGAAAUAUUUGGUUUGUAAUCAGCUGAGCUGCAUUGACAGGGUUUAGGGCUUCAGACAGACUGAAUUUUAAUAGUUAUAAGUUAGAUUGAGGUUGAGGUCUAGAGUUGAUUUUUUAUAGACUUGCAUUUGGUAACUCUGAACAUUGAUUUACCUGCCAGCUCAUAGACAACAAAAAGACUUCAAUUUGAUAUGGCCAUAGGUGUACACAAAAUUUUAUAAUGUUUGAGUAAAAUUUUGCCUAUGUGUAUGUUGAGUUUUUUGUACUUUAGACAGAACUUUUUAGUAUUUUAAUUGGUAUCAGGUACUAUUUUUGUAUCAGGGAUCUUUCAAAACUAUAAUUUUGCAUAGAGAAAUAUAUUACUUGUUUCUGCAUAAUUAUAUACAAAAAUUACCAUGGGUGUUUAUUUUAGCAAGUCCCAUAGUGCUAGUUCUACUACCUCAUUCAUUUACUAGGGUAUAUGUAAGAAUUUGGUUCAUAGCUCUUCAGUUUAACUAUACUUAUGCUGCUUGAAUAUUGCAACACCACCAUCCUUGGUAAGAGACCUAUCUGGUUUUUAAAUUCUUAUUUGUUUGAAUUAAGAUGGAGCUUGUUCAGUUUUAAAUGUUUUAUUAUUUUAUCUCAAUGAGUGUUUUUAUUUCUUAUGACUCCCAAGAGUGGAACACUUCUUUCCAUUUUUUGUUUUUCUUCUUCCUUUCUAGAUAAAGAUCUGUUUCAUUUGAAGCGUGCCUCAUGCUGUUAAAAUAGCUCUGUGCUGUUGCAAACAUCCAUCAUUUGGAAUCAUGCUUUGUGACAGUAAAAUCUUUCAGUUGCUCACAGCAUCUCUUUGUUAGCUACAGUUACACUUAAAGAUGUCCCAGAAAAAUCAUCUUUACACGUGUAGAGUUAAAAAGCCAUUCGUUUUCUGAAAUUAAUGACAUUCACAUUUUAUUUUUAUUUUUUUUCAAGAAAACUUUGGAGGAAGAAAAAAAAAAUUCAGAUUGCUUAAAAACAAAGCAUCUACCUGUCCUACUGUCCUUUCUGAACUAAAUAUUUACCUGGUAAAGAAAAUAUUGAUAGCUUAAAGAUUAAAUUUAAACAAAAAUUAUUAAUUUUUUUUUUUUCAAUUUCAUGUGGCAUUUUUCUCCUGACACUUCUUUCUUUUAAACAGUGCAGCAUAUUCUGUUUUAGACUCUCAGCUAUCACUGCUCCUCCCUCCCCCCUCUUGGGCCAAAGUUUAAAAUGCUUGCCAAGAAGUUUAGUUAAAAAACUGUUUAUUUCUUAGUUCUUGUGCAGAAUGCUCUGCUACUAUAAUAGUCAAAGUUGAAAGUUCCCAUGUUGAUUAAGAAAUUUUUUUCUCCUCAUCAUAAGGGUUUUAGAAUGAAUCCAUUUCUGUUUCCAUAACAGACAGAGAAAUAUCUUGUCAUUGAUUUCACUGAGCAGUUCCUGUGUAUUUUAGUCACGCCGCUAUCCCCUCAUCAUCAUUCUCAGCAGUGCUUAUCUAUCGACCUGUCACAUUUGUUUUUUUUUUCAUUCAUUUUCCUUAGUGCCUGAUCUCAGAGGUGACUACAUUGACUUGUCUAUGAAUGGUGAUCCUGACAUGAAAGGUGAGUUCCCCACUCUCCGCAAAAUCUUGCCAAUGUAAUCAGCUUGCUGUAGAAAAAAAAUCCCUUAAUUUGAGAUGAAGUGGCCUAGAAAUGACCAGGUUUCUUGGUGACUUUUCAAUAUUUCUGUUAUGGAAUGGUGCCUUAAUUGCAGUGGGGCCAUAGCCUUUUUUUGCACAAGUUGGCAUGGAAAAAACAUAAUUUUAUUUGAAAAAAAUAUCUAUUAAUAAUAAUUUUUCAGAGGAAUAUUAGCAAGAAAAAUGGCAUAUAUAAUUUAAAGUGGUGCUGUUCCAGGAUAGCUAUCCCAUGUUCUGUCCAUAUGUUGAAAAAAUCGACAAAAUGUUCACUUAAAAUAUGAAUAACACUAUUUUAAAGAGAAACAAUCCAUCUUAGGGCAAGAAUAUGUUGAGAACAGCAUUUCCAUUAUAGGCAUCAAUUUUUUUUAAAAGUAAUGACAGUUGCAAAGUUUCUAAUUUUGCUUUAAAUACAUUUCUCGCUUCAAAAAUAUAAAUGUGAUUGGUUAUUUGAAAGUAGUUAGCAGCUUUGCUGAUAACUUUAAAUAAGCAGUUAUUGUAAUCACAUCAUUUGGCCUUUUACCAUCACAUUUUCUAUGCAUGCCCUUUUUCUCUGUAUUGACCUAUUCAUACUAUUAACCCUAGCACCUUUUCUAAGGGUCUAGAGCUAAUUUUUCCCAGCUUGAGGUGCCCCCAGGGAAUCUGAGGUGGCAUUUUUAGUGGGUGCGACAAUUAUAAUAACAUAGGAUCUUGUGAAGUUAUAAUUUGUGAUAUAAAUGUUUAUACUUUCUCAAUUUCUUUAUUAACAUUUUACUUUAUGUAUUUAGUCAUAAGUUAUUGAUUAGUUCUUCAGUUCUCUUUGUAGUAAAUUUGAAGUCCAUUUUUUUUUUCAAGCUUUAAACUAUGUUGUGAUAUGGUCUGCUACUUCAUCAAACAAUUCAUUGGGAGUGCAGAGUUUCCCUUUUAUUUAUUUUUUGGGGUUUGUAAUGGCUUUUUCUUAUUGAAACUUGGAUUCAUUUUUUUAAGUGUAUUUUCAAAAUGAAACAAAUACCAAGAUGUUUCGGUAAGAUGCUGUGUUAAUUGUCAUGCCAUCCAUGUCAAAUGGAUACAUGAAAAGAAAAUGAAGGAUCACUUUCUUGGUUACUUGGCCUAAACUGAAAGUUUGUUUCUCUUCACCAACAUGAGCUUAAUUGAAUGUGAGCGUUUCAGCCAGAUUCAAGUCUCACAGUUUUUGCUAAUUUUUUUUAUUUGGAUAAAUUGAGUUACUUUUUCGUGGUGUAACAGUUUACGGGCUUGGAUAAUUGCUCAACAGCUUAUUUCGGAUUAUGGCUGACUGAGCAAUUUUUUUUAUUGCAUUGUUUGUACAUCUUGAACUCUUUUUAUCAACUACCAGGUGUGAGUUGUUUAUCCUGGCCUAUCUCAGUUAUUUAUGCUUAUCCCAGUGUAUAGAAUGUAAAUAAGUCUUAACAUUGAAAAGCUCACGGAAACCUGAAUGGAAGGGAGAAAACAAUUCUUUUGUCUCUCAGUACUUAGAAUACACACCCAGCUGAAUGUUAUUUUGAAAAUCUCUCUCAGCCCAGGCUUAUCAACAUUAAUCUGUAAAGUUGCAGGAAGAUUUGCAGUUUGUUACUUUUACUUGCAGAUGCAGUUUAAGUGUAAAAUCAAAAAUGUCCCUGGAAUGGGUCAACAUUUUUAGAGUUUGAGGAAAGGAAAUUUUGAAUUAAAAAAAAAAAAAGUUUUGACAAUUCUUUAAAAAUAAAAUGUGUAUAAAUAAAUUAAUAAGUCAAACCAUUAGAAAUGGUGUAGCUUGAAGAAAUUUAAGAUGAUUUUUAUUCUCCACAGCCAUUCCUUUUUUUGUUGGAAUUUUACUCAUGAUUUCAAACCUUUAACAUAAAAUUAAUUUUAAAACUAAUAACUUUUCAUCUUUAAAAAAAAAAAUGAUGACUGCUAAUGCCAUUAAAAAACAACAACUCAUUUAAGGAUUAUUUUGCACAUUUCUUCUUUUGUUUGAUAACAUAUGGCCUUUUAAACUCCAGUUCUAGAUUUAGGAUCUGGAUAAAUGAUGUCACAUGGGAUUCUUAUGUUACAGUUACUGGUUUUAUCUAAAACAGUUUUAAUGUUUUUUUUUGUGUUUUUUAAAGCCCUUUUCCUAAGUGUCAGUGAUGUUAUUGUUAAUCGACAUGUAUUUUCAAGUUAGGGGAAAAAAAGCAAAGGAAGCAUCUAAUUUUUUUUUUUUUUUUUUUUAAGUUUUUAAAAAAAAAAAAAAAAAAAAAGCUUGCAAGGCAUAUUAUUGCAGUACUCAGUAUAACAUUAUCCUUUAUGAUUGCCUAAAAAUUAUUUUUGUGUAUUGAGUAAAAAAACAACAACUCUUUUUAACUUUUUGCAACUCAAUAAAUUAAAUGGUCAUAAGUCUCAUAAUAAUACGAUUAAACAAGAUAUCUCAUGCAUAUUAAACAAAAACAUUGUUAGGACAUUUGUAUUACAUCUAAUUUUUUGACACUUUUGGUCUAGACCAGGGGUCCUCAAACUUUUAAACAAGAGGCCAGAUCAGUGUUCUCAGACAUUGUCGGGAGUCGGUUUAGGGAAGAAUGGCUAAUGAGGUUAUACAUUUUUGGUGCCAUAUUUGUGGGUGCUAGCCAGGAGGUACUCUUACAGUUACCAGGCGGGCUGGAUCUGGUCCGUAGGCCAUAGUUUGAGGACCCGUGAUCUAGAUGGCUCAACAUUUAAAAUUUCAAAUGACUCCAGCGUUAACCCAUCAGCAACCUAGCAGGGUUUUCUGUAACACUAUACCGGUGCUAAGAAUAUAUUUUUGUAGUUUACCUCACUAUUAUGAGUAAUUAUAAGCUGCCUUGGUGCAAGAAAUAGAUGGUGAGCAAUUUUGGUGGGAUAAAUUAUUAUUAUAUAGGUCUCAACUUCUUGUCAGAUGACACAUUGUUGUGAAUGCUCUUAAAGGUAUCAGUCUCCACCCUUACUCAUUUACCAGGGGGCUUGCAUAGUACCUGAUGUUACAUAUAGCUGGGACUCUAUUUUAAGAACCAAUGUUAUAUAAACUUUGUGCUCAGUUGAAAAGAAAGAUGUUAUUAUCCAUGUACUAGAAAAUUACACACGUUUCAUUAAUUAAUGCUAACAAAUAACGGGAACAUUAGUUUUAUUUAUAAGUGUUAUAUAUGAAAUGUUCAUAAUUUUUCCAUGUUAUCUGCAUUUAGUCUGUUAACUGCUAUAACAGCAAGGCAAAGAACAACGAAAAUAAAAGAGUCGUGUGAAAAAAAUAACUUAAAUGAAAAAAAAAACUUACAUUUAUUCAAACACUUGAAACAUUUUGGUUUAUAUAACAAUUUCAAACUGAGACAUUUAUUUUAGUAUAGUUUUCAAACAUCAAAAUCUUACAUCCAUUGCCAUCAUGCCAGUCUCCUAGGUACACAUACUGACAUAUAAUCCUUUUGCAACUGUCUAAGAGACAAGAUCACAGUUUAAGAGAUAAGAUCACGUCAGUUAUGGGACAGUAAAAAAAAAACUUGACACAAUUGGAGGCCAAUCUAUAUAUAAGAAAGUUGAAUUUUAAGUGCAGGUUAAAUUGCUGGAUAGACAUUGGAAAUCAGCUUUGAAUAACCUAGAGCUUAUUUUUUUGUAACAGUGUAUAUGUUAAAAAGCCACCAGUGAUGUUGAGUUACCACUAUCAUGUUAUUUAUGAAUGAUUGGCUGGAUGUGACAUCUGUCCGCAUUAGAAUCCGUAUUAGCCCAUUAGUCGGGUGUAUUCCUUUGCAUAAUGUGCCACAGAUGUAUCAUUCUCAGAUCUUAUCUUGGUAUGGCCAUAAUUUCAAGGAUGAUAACAGUAAUGGGGUUAGCUCAAAUAGUGGAGGUGUUAAGAGAAUAGACUUACACGAUAUAAUUAACAUUGUGUGCUGAGACUUUAUUAAACCUAUCAAUUGAAUAUUUAAUGUCACUGAUGAUCUUUUCUAUUUAUCAUUUAUCAGUAUAUCAUUAAACCUUUGGUGGUUUUCUACGAUAAAGGACAUAUUUAAUAGAAAUAAUUCUAUUUCUAAUUUGAUAUGAAUAUAUAUUGAAACACAUAGUGUUUUCACCAUAAAUUUCAUGAAAUGUUAAUGAAACCAACAUUUCCUACUGAUGAACUUUAAUGAUCCGAAGGUCUUUUCUACUAUUGAUGAAUUUGAAACCAAUAGUGUUAUCUGCUUUUUUUUUUUUUUUAUAGUAUUUACUGUACUCCCUAAAGUAGCGAAUUUCCACUUGUGUUCUUAGUUCCAGGAAACAUCCACUCGGGGGUAUCUGGUAUUUUUUUUUUUUUUUUUUUAUUUGAAUAUAAUAAUUUUAUUUGCUUUUUUUUUUUUUUUUAUAGUAUUUACUGUACUCCCUAAAGUAGCGAAUUUCCACUUGUGUUCUUAGUUCCAGGAAACAUCCACUCGGGGGUAUCUGGUAAUGACAGUAUUAUGGCCACCGGUGUGUUCUCAGCCUCUGAGUUAUUGCGUGUUACAAGAGGUGAGUCUGGUGUUCUUACUAUAAUCAUUUUUCUCACCAUUUUAUAGUCCUCUUUAAUAGAGAGUAGUGUUAACAGUCUAUGAUAACAAGUUGAACUAAAUUAACUUCUAUAAAUGUAACCAGAUCAGAUUUGCUAACAAUUUGGGAACAUUUUUAUUUAUCCAUGGUUGAACAUGAAAUGGUUUUGUACAAACACCAAACUCGCAACUUGUUUCAUUUGUAUUUUGUUUUUUUUGUUUGUUUGUUUUUUUUUGGUGUUAUUUUGUAUUAAAUAUAGAACUUUAAUGUUUGUUGGAGGACAUUCAAUUAAAGUUUAAUUUAUUUUUGUGUGUUAGUUGUGAAGCUUCUUAAAAAGAUUAUAUAUUUUAUUAAAUCUGUGAUAUAUAAAUUUGACUAGAAAUAGUAUGAGGAGCUUUCUCUGAAUCUAUAUGCUAAAACUUAAUGUAGCAAAAAUCUCUGUUCUCUAUAUUUGAUGAAACUGAUGUUUAUAUGUCUACAUUAUUACAGCCUCUAUAAUGUUAACACCGAAUGGAACUCACACGCUCCUUCCACAAGGCCGACUGGAUUCCCCAAGUUAUUACAACUACAGUCCACAAGAUCAACAUGGAUCCAUGGUCCCAAUGCAUCCAGUGGCAAUGGCCAAUGGUCAGUCCUCUCUCAGCCCUGCUGGAGACUCUUACAGUAAGCUUUGAAUUUUAUUAAAAAAUUGAACAUCUUAUUUGAAUCAUCAAAUUUAAGACUGAAUUAACUUAAAUAAUGGAAAAAAAUUUGCUUUGCAGGCUCUGUGUUUUAGAUAAUGAAAUUAUGAGGAGAAAUUCACACAUAUUUUUUGUGAAAUAUAAAGUACAUUUUAAGUAUUUUUAAUUUAAUAUUCACAUGAAUCUAGACAUACUCUCAACUAAGUAUAAUAUCCAUUGGCAGACAAAUAAAAAACAAAAAAAACUGAUAGUAUCUCGUGUUUACAUUGUAAUCAAUGAAGAGUUGUAAGAGGUGAUGCCAUUUAUUUAAUCAAAAUAUCCUUUGCAUGAGGCUUUGAGGUCAGUUUCAUACCUCCACCCCCUCCCCCACCCCCCCAUCCCCCAUUCCUGUCUUUUCAGGUCACUCUCACAAAAAAUUAAAGCGUAACCACAUGAACUCCAUGUCCUCUGUCGAGGAUGAUGUGGAGAGCGUUGAGGGGGAGGAGAACCUCAGUGGGUACUACAGCAAAGGUGGACUGGCCCAUCAGUCAUGGCAGGGAGAUCACAUGGAGCCAGGUCAGACCUUAAAGAGAUGAAUGGAAAAAUUUCGAACACCCUUACCAGUGUUACUCAAACUAAAAAAUCCUGUGCUGUAGUUAGCUGGUGCACAUGUUUUCAGCCCAUUAACCAUCCACUUUAAUUAAGCUGUAUAUUUUAUAUAUAAUCUUGUUCACAUAUUCUUUUUUUUUUUUAAUCUGAAGAUUUGAGAGUAGGAGAAGUGAUUUGUUAAUAAGGGAAUAAUAACUAAAGCUAUAGAUUAAAAAAAAUAAUAAAACACAACUGAGCUGGUAUCUCAUGGUAACGGGAUGGGCAUUUUACAACCACUUUUGAACGCACACAUGGCUGUAAACUGUAAAUACAUGAGAUAAAAAAAUAUUAAACAAACCAUGGCAAAGCUGAUUCUAUCCCAACCUCCUGUUUUGAUUUAUCUGAGACACUUACAUUUCACCAUCUGUCUAAUCGCGCAAUAAUUAUUGGUCAUUGCAGCUCAACUCCAGUUGUGCAUAGUUAAAAUCUUUAUUUAGAGAGGGUAAAAAAAAAAAACUGUUUCAACAUAAACUCAAUUAAAAAAAAAAAAUUAGUAUGAUAAGAUUGUAGAAUCUAAUAAAUGAUCGUGUCUACAAAUCAGGGUUAAGCCAGGGCUCAACUAUGCACUCCCCACACAUGAUGCUGCCAGUCAAGCCAAAACAGGAGCCGGGUUUCGCUCCUGUGUCCCCCUCGGGUAGCAUGGGGGGUCAGCAUUCUCGCCAGAUGGUUCCUACCCCACCCCGUCCCAUGAGCACCCACACCCCGGGUAUGAUGUCUGUUGGACCAUCACAUUCUCAACAGCACACCCCACCUGGCCCAGGUAUGUUUGUCAGCAUGGGAUUUUUUUUUUUUAACUGCUAAUAAUCAUUUAUUAUUUCAUAACGGGCAAUGAUCUGUUACAAUGACCAGGGUUGAAUUGUUUUUUAUUUAUAUGUAAUUUUAAAUAUAUCUUAAGUAUUAUGUUAUCUGUUAAGGUAGCAUGGGGGGGCAGCAUUCUCGCCAGAUGGUUCCUACCCCACCCCGUCCCAUGAGCACCCACACCCCGGGUAUGAUGUCGGUUGGACCAUCACAUUCUCAACAGCACACCCCACCUGGCCCAGGUAUGUUUGUCAGCAUGGGAUUUUUUUUUUUUUAACUGCUAAUAAUCAUUUAUUAUUUCAUAACGGGCAAUGAUCUGUUACAAUGACCAGGGUUGAAUUGUUUUUUAUUUAUAUGUAAUUUAAAAUAUAACUUAAGUAUUAUGUUAUCUGUUACCAAUGCAGUACAGGUUGUGAAAUUUCAAAGAGUUUCACAAAAUCCAAUCAGUUCAAAUAUUUAUCUAAGUAUAAAUUUCUUACAGAAUAUAGAUACAAAUUUAAUUUUAAAAUUUGUUAAGUGAAAAAGGAAUACUUUAAAAAAAAAAUUAACAUUAGAAAGUCAAUAGAGAUUAUGAAGUGCUAAUGGCCUGCUGAUUAUGUAUGUGGAAAGUCUACUCUGAGGGUCUUUAAGAAUUACAAGUAAUUUAUCAAUCUAUCUAAUCUUCUUCAUUAAGUUAAAGAUGAUCAAAUUUUGCCUAAUAAAAUAAUAGUUUAUAGACAUCCCAUUGUAAGGUGCUAUCAUUAUAUGUUUCAGGUUUGAGCCAUGUGAUGGUUAUGGGAGCCCAACAUGGGAUUAAAUAUGAGGGCCAACAAAACAACGACACUUUCUCAGAUUUUGUCACUCUUGUUUGUCAAGAGGCACAAAAUUCUCAAAAUCAUGUAAGUACUGUCAAAAUUUUUUGUCUAUUAAAAUAAGAGUAAAUGAAUUGGCCACAUUUUCUGUUUAAUUUUCAAGGAAUCAGUAGUUUCUAGGUAUAGGUUUUGAAAUCUUAAAUUUUAUAGGCUUUAAGCCAUACUUGACUUCUUAGCGGAAGCCAGACUAAAUUUUGUUUGUUAAGGAAUUCAAUUAAAAAUACCAGCAAUAGUAACAAAUCAUUUCUUGGAAUUGAAUUUUUUUUAUUUUGAUUAGAUAUAAUGUUAAAGAAAUUUAUUGAUAAAAAAUCAAGUGAAUUGUUUACAUUUAUUUAAAACAGCUCAGUUUCCCAAACCUUCACCAAUUGUAUUCUUCUGCCCUUUUAGUCAGGACAAAAUUCGCCACCUAUACGGAGUCCAAAUCGGCUGACUCAGUUUUUCUCACCUGGUAUGUUACCGCCGCCUCCCCCACCUCCUCCAAAUUUGGCCCGGCCAGUAGCAAUACUUCAAACAUCAGAUGGCCACACAGUAUUGAGUAGCCAGACGUUAAGUACAUCUGCAGGUAAUUACAAAUGUUGUUUUUUAGGUCUCAAAACUCCAAAAUGUCUUUUCAUGGCAAAACAAAAUUUGCCAUUUGAGCCGAAAAGCUUUCUGAAUACAUUUUAAUAAAAUACUAUUCAUUUUGUUUUGUUUUGUUAAAACAUAUUUUAAAACAUGAGUUUUGAUUUAAGAAUUUAAUAUUUAUGAAAGUCAUAUACAGUAAGGGAGAAAUAAUAUCUAUAUUUUUUUAUUUUUGUUUCUGCUCUGGCAAAAGUCUCUUAUUGCUGUUUUAAGUGUAACACCAACAAUUUUUGUGUUUGUGCUUCUGGUAUAGUUUCCAAACACAAAAUGUGUAAUUGUACAUUUUUGUUUCAGGAGUGGCACUCUCUUAUAUAUGUAAUUCUUGUCUACAUUAAAAAAGAUUAUUUGAUUCUUCCAUCCCAUUAUCAACAAAUUUCCUUAUCAAGGGUCCAUAUUGUUAUCUCUUGGUGUAGCCGUUUCAAAUGAUGUUUAAGUGGUUUCUGUGAGGUCUAUGUUGUAGUCUCUAACUUAUUUUAAAUUCAGGGAGUACCAACAACAACCAUCUUGUUUCCCACGGAGGCGUGAACAGCUCACCAACCACACCUCCUGUGAGUCGUACCGUCAUGUCUAGUCCAUUUAACUUGCUGUCUCGAUCUGAGCAUGCCUUCCCUCACAUACACCCGCAGGUGAGCUUUGCAUGAUUGUCUUCUUGUGAGCCAACCAUCCAAACCGGUCGGUGGGUGGGUGGGGGGGGAAACGACGUUAUUGACACAGGCAGCAUGUUGUUAUUAUAAAGAUGUUUAAUCAGCCUUUGUUUACCUAAUGCUCUGAUGUCUUUGGAAAACAUAUUCCUUGAAAAUAAUUAUAGGUUAGUCAUGAAGUGAUGUUUAGAAGAAAUGAAAAGUUUGGAUGUUUGGCUCAUUUGCUUGAUUAGAAUUUUUAAGCAGUUAUGGCUAGCUGACACUUUCUAUGACAGACAACGGCAAUAAUUAAUAAUUUAACUAACACCAUUUGCUCUAAGGCCUUGGGUUUUUGCCUUGGUGGCCAUUCAAAAUAUCAUUCAAAAUAACCACGUUUGAAAUAAAAGGGUUAAUUCAGAAUGUUUUGAGCUUUUCAGCUGGCAACAUUCAGUUUUAACUGAGUGCAAAAUCUGAUGCUCAAUCUCUGACUAAAUAUUUCAUGAUUUUUACAGCAGCAGUAGUUAAGGAAAAAAUAAUCGAUAUUUGAUUUUCUCGCUCCACUUUGCUAUGCAUAAUCCAGAUGCUUGACCACAUAGAUUUUAUCUUGGACCUUCAAUUCGGGAGACUGAAUAAAAUCACUGCUCUGGACAAUUGGUCGUGUUGAUUUUAUGAAAAAAAGAUAAAUUAUCAAAAUUGGUUUAAUUAUUAAUGUUUAAAAAUCAUGAUCAGAAUUAUGUUUUUUUUUUUUUUUUAUGUGUCUCUACCAUUCCUGGAUGAUGAAGCCAGUGGAAUGGACAGUAUAAACAUGACGGAGCUCACACACUUUUCAACCAUUAGUUUCUUCUCAAAAAACAAAAAAAAAUGAGAUAAAAUCUUAACUCUGUGUUCAUGAAAUCAUACGAAAAGGGGGUUGGAGAAAUAGUUUUUAGAAUGCAUAAACUAAAUAUGCAUGUUAACUGUUUGAAGAGAAACAUAUCUGAAGUGAAAUUAGUUGAUCUAAAUCAGGGGUUAUAAAGCUACAGCCCGCAACGUCAGUUCAUCAGGCCCACGGACAGUACUUGUAUGUGCUUGAUGAAAUGUAUGGAACAUGAGACAUUAUGAUACAAUUUAAAUUUAAAUAUUAUGUUUAGAAUUAGUUAGUUAAAAAAAAAUCCAAAAAUUAUAAAAAUAUUACAGUUACAUAGAGCAAAUUUCAAAUGAAAAAAGUAAACCCAGAAUCAGCUUUCUAGCUUAGUACUUUUUUCGCUAUGAAUUUUUAAAUUUUGUUAGGUAAUUUUUUUUACUAUGGGCCGCACCUUCACUUGUGACCCCAUUCCUCUAAUCGCGUCAUGUGCAAUAACUAUAACUCUUAUUUUUAUAAUAAUUUAAUAUCACUUUUAUUUCAGCAUUAAUCAUUAAUGCUAAGUAUUAAAGUUCUAAUUAUAAAAUUAAUUUUAUCAAUAUCCUACAAUUAUAGAUAAACUAUAACUUAUCCAGCUAUGUAAUAUCCAUUAUUACUUUAAAUACGAUAAAGAUGUUUUGUUUACCGAGUCUAGCAUUCAUUAUCUAUAUAGUAUGUAGUCUAUAUAAGCAUUGUAAGGCAUAUUGUAAGGCAAGUCGUCCCUUUAAAUAAUACUGGUGUGGGAGCAUUUAUUUUGAACUUUCAACUUUUGCACAUGCCUAAUUAAUUUUAGCUUUCUACAACAAAUAAUUAAAUAGUGUUUUCACACGGCACAUUCAUUAUCUUAUGAAUGAAACUCUGAGGACAGGACAUGCAAGUUAAUGUGAAUGGUUGCCCAUGACUACCUUUUGCACACAGCAUAUUUUGAUCAUUUAUAAUUUGGACUAUACCGGGUUUUUAAACCUCAAAUUAAAACAUUCUUGUUUAAAUUACUUCGAAUUUAUCAAAUAUUUGAUGUAAAUUGUGGUAAUAAUUAAAUAUUUCCCAAGUAUUUGCAUCUUCCGCCAUUCAAAAGGGGGCGGGGUCAAAAUUUAGAGAAUGAUUAUGCCACCCAGUCUCGUCAUUUUUUCAGUUAUCCGGCCCACUUUGAAAUAGUUUGGUGACCCCUGAUCUAAAUCAUCAAUUCAAAACAAAACAAGAAUAUUUAGUUGAGUCCGUGUGUGUGGCAUGAAUAAAGAUGCCUGUAAUAAAAUAAAUUGUGUAAGUUUAUCAUGUACAUAUCUGGUACAGUUUUUACAAGGAUAUCACUAUUCCUAAAUUUCUCAAUGUCGUCUUGUAAGACAUUAAAUAUUUCUGCAUGUUUUCUAUUGUCUUUUACUUUGAUAAGUGUAGAUAGGACUACAUGUGCACCAAUCUACUCUUAUUCUUAGUAGGCUUUCAAGUUUUUUUAUAGCUUGUCCUUAGUGAUGUAGUGCCCCCCAAGAAUAGUUAUCAGUCUUUAUUUUCUAAGUCAGCUGAGCUAUGUAAAAUAUUAUUCUUUAUUCCGUUAGAUUAUUUGCUUGCGGAAUUUCGCCUCCAUAUCUCAACUAUAUUCUUAAUCUCUUUUAAUAUGUAACUUUGGUAUUUGUGUUAACAAAAAUGAUGUAUUAUGACAAAGAACGUUAAUACAAGUUUUCUUGCCGAACAGAUUACCCUUUGUAGAAAUCCAAUUUUAAAUUGAUUUUUGAUUAGAUAGUUUUCAAAAACCUUAUUUAGAAAUUGAUAAUGCUUUAACACCCCUUAUUCUGACUAAAAAUCUUAAUAUGAAAUUUUAAAAUAUUUUUAUUGACUUUAAACCAACUUAUACAUGAAGCAAUCUUAGUUUUCUUCAAGAAUACAUGAUUUGUCUCACACAAAAUUACUUUGGACUGAUUCACUUACAUAAAAAUAUAUAAUUUUAAUUGUUUUUUUUUACAAAUGUAAGAAAUAAAAUGCACAUCUAUGUUUUUUCAAGCCUAACUUUGACUUGCUUUUUUUUUUUCAUGUAAUUAUGUGUAGAUUAGUAGGCCUAUUUAAAUACAUUUCCUCUGUGUUCAUUACAGGCCUUCAGCUAUCCUAGUAUAAGCCCAGUGAAUGCCAUUAGUGGUGUCAUUAGCCCAACUACGCUAAGCUUGAUUGCCUCUCCCAUGGCUACACCCCGAACAACGCCCCGUUCCACCCCCAUCCCCAAGUGGAGCUCAAGCUUCAUUGCCAUGGAUGAGAACAUGGACUAUUCCAUGCUGGCAAAUAUCAUGCCUACUGUAAAUACAGACGAGGCCUUGCUUGGAGAAGGUAACUGUGUCUGUACGUACAUCCAUUGGAAACUGUUGGUGGUUUGUGGGAAAUAAAUCAUCUUCAUCAACAUCUUAAACGACAUGUUCAUAUGGGAAUAUUUUAAAGUUAGUUCAUCAAUUCACUACAGAACAUUUUUUUUAAAUCAGAUUAUCAUAUCCAAAUUUUACAGGAGAAACUCAAUAACCCUUUGAAAUGAAUUUUUAAAACAUUUGGUUGGAUCAUGAGACAGAAAAUGUAUUUUCCACUAAAGCAAAUUUAAAAAAUAUUUUUACAGGACUUGAGGAAAUUCUAGAUCGUAAUAAAUUUGUAAAUGCAUUUUUCAAAAAUUUGGACUUAUGAGACCAUAGGCCUGCAUUAACUUUUAUUGGACAUAUAUUUAUUAAGAAAAUAUAAGUUAACUUUUUAUCAUAUUCCUAUGUACCUAAAGAAGAGUAAUCAUGCAAUAACUACAAAAACUAUCUCAUUUUUGGCCUUGAUUUGAUAUUUUAAAGAAAUAAAGCUAAUUCCUAACUUUGUUGAUAAAAUUUUCUUCUUUCAACCCAAAACAGCUGGUUCUCAAUGUGUCUCCGCUGGUUCUCAAUGUGUCUCCGCUGGUUCUCAAUGUGUCUCCGCUGGUUCUCAAUGUGUCUCCGCUGGUUCUCAAUGUGUCUCCGCUGGUUCUCAAUGUGUCUCCGCUGGUUGUUUUUGUAUUUGCAAUUAUUUCACAUCUAGAUGUAAAAUGUUAUAUUUUCUAUUUUCAGACCGUUACUUCUCUGCUGUUCAUUCCAACGAAAGCUUGGAUUCUUCUAAUGGAGCCUCAUCUCAAGGGCCUCCAUCACAGCAACAACAGCAGCAUUCACAACAACUGCCUCAACAACACCAACAACAAGGAAGCUCGGUUCUGUCUCAGCACCACCAGCAGCAGCCUCCUGCCACCCCACAGCAGCCAAUGACACCCUCCGGUUCCGACGGGUCCCCGAAGCAAGUCUAACCCCCACCCUUUUUCUGUUCCCCAGAAUGGCACAGCCAUCAACAGGGAAGUGCUUUACAAUCAAACUUCUGUGACUCUAUAUGAAUUUUUUGGAUGAUGGAGUAGAAACAAACACGUUUCCAAUCAAAGCACUUUUUUUCCCCUUCAUACAGCAGAAUGACGGCUUGUAAACCAGUUGAGUUACUUGUACAACUAUUAAUAUGACUGUAUUUAUUAUAUUCUUUCCAUCAACUUCUUCUCAGUACUUUUGGCAAAAACCACAAUGUGAAAAUAACAUUGACUAAAUGUUUUUAAUUAUUGCCCUACCACUAUUACCGUUACUACUUCUACACACCAACUAAAAUACUAAUUGAGCACUUCUUUUUAUGGUUGAAAAGAUCUUCCAUUUCUGGAUGCUGUUGUUAUUAUCUAUUCUGGCAAGCUUAUUUAUGGCGUUGUAUUUAGUGUGCUUCCCCUUGAUCAACGAUGCAUCAAAUACAAGAAGAAAAACAUCUCAAAUUUGAAACAUUUUUUUUUUGAGGUACAAUAGAAACUUUGCAAUUUUUCUUUUUUAAAAAAAGUAUUCUAUACAUAAUGCAUUGGGAAUAUUUUUUUUUUUAUAAAAAGAGAAAACUUGAAUUGAAAUCCUGAUUUUUCUCUUUGAUCUGAUCAAAUCUUAAAUGGGGACAAACAUUCAGGACUUGUAGCCCAAAGCCCAAUAUGUCAUUUCUCUAACACGUUUCAUUCUUUGGGAGCGAUACAACCACUCUUGGUCUCUUUGCCUGCCCCCCCCCCCAUCUCCCUUUUUUCCACUGACAACUGUAGCACAGCAUUUUGUUGAUUCACACCUUACAAAACUGCAGACUGCUCUCUCUCAUCAUGGCUGUGUGUGUGCGUGCGCGUACAUGUAUAAAGUAUUUGCUCCAAUUUGCCUGUAACAGUUGGCCGAUCUACCUCUGCUGGUGAGCACGACAGCUCGCCCUCCCCCCCACCCCCUUACUGUGACAUUUUCAUUGACUGUUGAGGCUGUUGAUAUGAUCUGAUUUAACCACUGAUAUUCAUUUGUAAGCUGUGAACAGUAAGCCACUGUGAUGGAGCCCAGAAUUGGAUUUUCCUUGGUUUUUACAUAUAUCUUUUUUUUUUUUCAUUGAGAAAAAUCGUAAUUGUUUGUAUAAACACUAACACGUUCUUCCUAUUAAUAAGUGCUUGAGAGAUGCUUCUGAUUGUUAUUGGUAUAUUUUGUAACUUUUUUUUAAUGCAGGGAAUUUUUUUCUUAUACAUUUUUUUAUGUUCAUAUUAUCCAAUCUAUAAGCUUUUACUAAAAUACUGUUAAAUGUAGUGAACCUUAUCAGCUGUUAGUAAGAUACUUUUAAAUGUAGUGAAGCUCAUCAGCUGAUAGUAAAAUACUGUUAGAUAUAAUGAACCUUAUCAGCUGUUAGUAAGAUACUGUUAGAUAUAGUGAACCAUAUCAGCUGUUAGUAAGAUACUUUUAAAUUUAGUGAACAUUAUCAGCUGUUAGUAAGAUACUGUUAAAUGUAGUGAACCUUAUCAGCUGUUAGUAAGAUACUGUUAAAUGUAGUGAACCUUAUCAGCUGUUAGUAAGAUACUUUUAAAUGUAGUGAACCUUAUCAGCUGUUAGUAAGAUACUGUUAAAUGUAGUGAACCUUAUCAGCUGUUAGUAAGAUACUUUUAAAUGUAGUGAACCUUAUCAGCUGAUAGUAAAAUACUGUUAUAUAUAGUGAACCUUUAAAAAAAAGAUCAAAUUUGUCAAUCUCUGUUUUUUUCUCCCCUCCCAAAAUUCCGACAAAUAUUUGCCAAGUGUUUCAAACCAGCAAGACAAAACAAAUUUGGACUACUUUAUUGAAUGAG